AUGACGUUCUCAAACUCAAACCUGCUCCUCGUUACUGUCGCUAUCGCCGUCGUGAUGACCUUGGACCACGUCCCUGCCGCUGAAGGCUUGAAGUGCUACAUAUGCACCGGAAGUUUAAAUACUUCGAUAAGUAACGGAGGGAAACAGUACCAGCAGCCGUCCGACGAAGAACUGAAGAACAUUCGACGGGCUGAACAGGCUUACAAAGAGAAAAUGGACAGAGCCAUGCCCUGCAAGGACUUCACCGCCACGACCCAAAAAGAAGACAGGGCCCAGAUAGAAUGUCUAUCCUUUUGGCCAAAUCAAAUUUGUAUGACCCACAAAACCCAAGGAAGAGGAUGUUCCGUUGACUUUCCAGAACCACCAGACCAGCCGGAUACUGUAUUCGCGCCCAUAAAUACUUGCCCUCCGGACGCGAAAGGGUGCAAAUGCAACAGGAAUUUGUGCAACGGCGUGGUGUUCGGUGCCAGCAGCAAGGCGGACGACAUGAAUGAUUCGUCGAAACGCGGCGUCGUCUCCCUGAUCGGCAUCAGUUUCUUCGUCGGAGGAAACUACUUUGGGAGCGGUGGAGGCUUCUUUUGAAUCGGGGGCCAAAUAACCACAAGAUUCCAACCCAUACCCAACUCAUGAUGAUGCCGACAAACAAAAAAAAAGUAUUUAUGAAUAUUCGUACCUCGAAAUGUUGUAGGAGACGAUUUAUCACUGUUUAGAACCAAUGCAAAAUUUGUAUUGUACACAAAUUCAUAAAGUUGUUGGGUA
This is a messenger RNA of Folsomia candida, 759 nucleotides long. RefSeq lists its product as uncharacterized. The transcript is spliced from 3 exons. Lineage: Eukaryota; Metazoa; Arthropoda; Collembola; Entomobryomorpha; Isotomidae. The coding region runs from base 1 to 582 and encodes 193 amino acids. The record is from RefSeq and is a predicted model, not a curated record.